Molecule: messenger RNA, 911 nt
Organism: Zophobas morio
Lineage: Eukaryota; Metazoa; Arthropoda; Insecta; Coleoptera; Tenebrionidae
Product: neuferricin
Exons: 1
Coding region: 108-854 (248 amino acids)
Cellular component (GO): membrane; endomembrane system
Source: RefSeq, a predicted model, not a curated record
ACUAAGUUUUUGGGAGUAGUUCCACUGCGACACUCUAAACGUCAAUUGGUAGACAAUUUGUACCCAAACAUAACCUAUCUUUGUUUUUGUUUACGUAAACAGCCCCAAUGUUUGUCAAAAUCGCCCUCGUAUCUAUUUUUUUCGCCCUCCUUGCCUUCUACUACCCCUCAUUUGUACCCUUUUUGGCUAAAUUCGCGCCACAAAAACCUAACCCCAAAAAUUCCAGACUGUUCACUCCCGAGGAACUCCAACUCUACAACGGGAACGACAAACCCGAGCUGUAUUUGGCAGUUUUGGGUAAAAUUUUCGACGUUUCGAAAGGUUCCAAGCAUUACGGGCCGGGCAAAGCUUACAAUUUUUUCGUAGGUAAAGACGCUUCUCGGAGCUUCAUUACAGGCAAAUUCGGUGACAACGACGUCGAUGAUCGAGUUUCUGAUUUGUCUCAAGAAGAGCUGCGGUCGCUCAACCACUGGGUCGGGUUUUAUGGUAAAGAAUACAAAAGAGUGGGUAAAUUAAUCGGGAGUUAUUACGACAAAAACGGCGAACUCACUGGAUAUGGACGAGAAGUGAAAAAGUUGAUAGAGGUGGCAGAACUGGCUAAAAACAACCAAGAUUUGGACAAAAUCAAGUACCCUCCGUGUAACGUGGAAUGGGGGGCUGACACAGGGACGCGCGUUUGGUGCAGCAAUAAAAGCGGGGGCGUCACGCGGGACUGGGUUGGGGUCCCGCGACAACUAUACCAACCGGGCCAGGAUUACAGGUGCGCUUGUGUACAAACCCCAGAACUGUCUGCAAACUUGAAGGAAUAUGAAGGCUGUGAUAGUACCUCUGAAAGUUGUUUCGUGAAAACCUAACUUCAUAGAAAACGUAUAUUUGUAGAAAACUUAUUCUAAUAAAUAACCUAAAUCACU